GGGGGGAGCCGGGAGCCCCCGACAGGCCGCCGCCUCGGGCUGCGCCGUCUGCAGCCCACUCUCACACCGCCUGCGAAGCGAAGGUCACCGGCCGCGAAGUUUGGGUCGGUGACCGGAGUCUGGCGGCCCGACGCGCCGGCGCUCAGUGGGCGGCGCGGCGCGAUCCCCCCUGCCCCGGCGCCGAGUGCGCCCCUCCCCGGCCCUCCGGAGCUGCGGGCGGGGCGCGCGUGCAGCGCAGCCGCGGGCGUUCGUGCGCCAGGCCUUUGGAGAGGCGGGUUGCCGGGGCGGCGAGCUACAGGAGGCUGGGGCCCGGCUGGGAAGAAUGGAGUUGGCGACUCGCUCCCAGAUCCCUAAAGAAGUAGCUGACAUCUUCAACGCCCCCAGUGAUGAGGAAGAGUUUGUCGGGUUCCGAGAUGACGUUCCCAUGGAAACCCUCUCAUCAGAGGAGAGCUGCGAUAGUUUCGACUCACUGGAAUCUGGGAAACAGCAGGAUGUACAUUUCCAUUCCAAAUACUUCACAGAAGAGCUAAGAAAAAUUUUUAUAGAGGACACUGACUCAGAGAUGGACGAUUUUGAAGGAUUUACGCAGAGUGAUCUGAAUGUAAACAGUAAUCCAGAAGUAAUGCUUGUGGGGUCCGAUGUGAGUGAUGGCAGCAAAGCGUCUUCCGCGAGUGAGGAAGAGGAAGGUGAAGAAAAGGAGGAGGCUACACCUAGGAACUGCAGGCCGGGGAGAGGCAGUAUUGGUCUUCGGGUAGCCUUUCAGUUCCCCACCAAGAAACUGGCAAGCAAAUCAGAUAAAAACAACUCUUCUGAGCCGUUAUUCUCUAGUGCGUGCUUACAGGACAAUAAAAAAGCGAUUCUUGGAAGAAAGAAAAGUUGCAGACGGGGGAUGGAAGGGGAAGAUUCUGCCUCUGAGUCUGAGGCUGACUCCCGGGAUGAGGGCCAGGAGGCCUCGGACGCCCUGCUGAAAAGGACCAUGAACAUCAAGGAGAACAAAGCCAUGCUUGCUCAGCUGUUGGCGGAAUUGAACUCAAUGCCAGAUUUCUUCCCAGUACGAACUCCAAACUCAGCUUCUAAGAAGAAACCAGUGAGGCGGGCCCUCUCGGAGGGGCAGAUCCCCCGACGCAUGAAUCCGACCCGGAGUGCUCGACCGCCUGACAAGUUUGCCCUGGAGAACUUCACUGUCUCAGCCGCCAAAUUUGCAGAAGAAUUUUACAGUUUCAGAAGAAGGAAGACAAUUAGUGGGGGGAGAUGCCAGGGGUAUAGACGGCGUCACCGCAUAUCUUCUUUUCGGCCAGUGGAGGAUAUCACUGAAGAGGACUUAGAAAAUGUUGCCAUAACUGUUCGAGAUAAAAUCUAUGAUAAAAUUCUGGGUAACACUUGCCAUCAGUGCCGGCAGAAGACCAUUGACACCAAGACCGUGUGUCGGAACCAGAGCUGUGGUGGGGUGCGAGGACAGUUUUGUGGGCCCUGCCUGCGGAAUCGCUAUGGGGAGGACGUGAGGUCAGCGCUGCUGGACCCGGACUGGAUGUGCCCUCCCUGCCGUGGGAUCUGCAACUGCAGUUACUGUCGGAGGCGUGAUGGCCACUGUGCCACAGGGAUCCUCAUUCAUCUGGCCAAGUUUUAUGGUUAUAAUAAUGUUAAGGAAUAUCUGGAGAGCGUACAAAAGCAGCUGGUAGAAGACAAUUAAGAGAAGGAAGAACCAGCCAACUCACCAUAGAGAACUCCAAUAAGACAUGCCGUUUGUGCCUAAGAUUUAAGAUUUUAUACAGAAAGUCUUUAAAUACUGUUUUUUUUUAAGAUUGUUUAUAUGCUUAUAUGCUUUUAUAUGCUUAAAGAUUUUUUUCAGGAAAACUGCAGAGGAAUCUAUAUACAUGUAUACGCAGGCCUGUUUGUACAUUGAACUGUUAAAAGCAGCUAAUUAAGAAGCACAGUUUAAAAGUGGAUGGAGGUAAAGUUCAGGUUAAGGUUCAGCAGCUGUUGCCUCGAUCUCUUUUACUUCCAAAUAGUAACGAGGCCAGGUUUUUACCUUAUUAUAUGAAUGAGACCAUAGUUCUAAACCAUAUAGUUUAAGAAUGUUCCCCUAAAUCACAAAGUGCAAUUAAUCAGAGAAAUUAAGAGGAGUACUAGAGCUUUAUUUUUACUAAAACUUAAAUGAACAAAAAGUCGACUGCCCUGUUACCGCCUCUGGAGGCCUCAGGCCUGGCUAGCCAGCAGGAGCAUCUGCCUCUUCAUUCAAGGUUCACCUGCUUCUAUAUUUUAAGAGAACAUAAGGGUUUAUUUUUAAUUUAAAAAAAUUUUGUUUAGUAUCUCUACAAACUAAAAUUCUUCUUACUGACCAGUCAUAUUUUUUUGAAGUUGUGUAGCUGUCAAUGGAACCUUGAUGAAAACAUGAUACUUUUGUGCUAAGGUGUACUGGGGAGAGCUAAAAAUCAACAGAGGCAAAUGUAGAAAAAGUGUUUAAAAAAAUGUUAAUACUCAUGUAUUCUACUGAACAGUUGCAUAAGCUGGAAUAUGUGUCAUGCUUCUUAGCAGAUUAGAUUAAUGUGCAUGGGAUGACUGGUGACAAUGAAAAAUCCUCACUGUGGUUCAGCAUGAGGGCCAUGUUAUGCUUCUAGCAACAGAGCCACACCUGCCAGAACCCAUUUGGCCGUCUUCUCUUUGCUCUUCAGCCUGAAGGUCCAGACAUAGUUGGGGCCCCUUGUUUUGGUUUUGUACACGGGGCACGCAUAGGUGUGUUUGGUUUCCUGUCUGUCCACGGGUAUGGCUUUGGCAAAGAGGACUGGCAUCAUGGAUCUUAGCUCCUUGAGGUGGGCUUCAACAAUGGUUCCUGAUUGUGUGUCCCACCGGGCACCUACGAGCAGACACAAAGGGGGCACUCGUGGGGCUUGUUGGUAUUGAUUCUCUGUUAUAGGCAAUAAAUGUUCUGGUUUUGUCAACUCUA
Messenger RNA from Manis javanica (Malayan pangolin), 2944 nucleotides. It is a transcript of the gene CDCA7L, whose product is annotated as cell division cycle associated 7 like. Gene Ontology annotation, biological process: regulation of DNA-templated transcription. Gene Ontology annotation, cellular component: nucleus. Lineage: Eukaryota; Metazoa; Chordata; Mammalia; Pholidota; Manidae. The record is from RefSeq and is a predicted model, not a curated record.